Amorphotheca resinae ATCC 22711 is the source of this 1462-nucleotide messenger RNA. RefSeq lists its product as hypothetical. The transcript is spliced from 5 exons. Lineage: Eukaryota; Fungi; Ascomycota; Leotiomycetes; Helotiales; Amorphothecaceae. The record is from RefSeq and is a predicted model, not a curated record. Bases 59 to 1462 code for a protein of 467 amino acids.
CUUGGAUCUUAGAAGCGUCUCAGGCUUAGAGGCUGAGGGCCAAAUCUACCUGCCAAAGAUGUCCUGGUCGGAGUACAUUCAAAGAGGAAUUUCCAACCAGCAAACUUUCUUCUGGGAUCCUUCUUCCCCGGCUACUAUGCCGACAGCACAGCAAAGGGAAUCCGAAGCAUCGGGAGACUAUAACCAGCCGCAGAGCCCAAGGCAGCACCCGCUGAUAUUCGACAGACACAUAGAACAGAACCCGCCACGAUCCAACCCAAACCACUAUAGUGGAGAGCAGGGCUUUGCGAACUAUGGCUAUAUCUUGAUCAAUGGCCAAUGGGUGGAUCCUGACAGUGAAGGAAAAAUAUUUGAUGCAUUCAACAGCCAUGCAGAUUCUUCCCAGUUCCAAAACGCUCCGAUAGAGAUAUCAGCUCCAUAUUCCAUGACGCAAGACCAAAUGAACGCCCUUUACAAAGAACUAUUCUGUGACGUACCGGAUCCAGGAUCUCCAUACGGGGAUCUCAUAUUCACAGGAGACUUUGGAGAUUUUGAGGGAGACCCUCGUGCUCUGUACAUAUCACCGGCUACCUUUGCUCGCUGGGCUGCUGGUGUCAGCCGAGGGGAUAGCUAUGUGAGAACAAAGGUGGAAAUAAAAGAUGAACCUUUGAGCCGCCGACGUCGCUCUAAGACUAUCACAAUGCCUCCCAAAAUAUAUCGACAGCCACAAUUCGAUAUCGAAACGGGAUCUGUACUUUCCGGCAUCUACGAAGAACCAGAACCCAGCUUGAUUUACAGUGCUCGAGGAGUUGAUCUGGUCAAACGUCCUUUAGAAUUUGCAAGGAGCUACCCACGAGAUAAUCUUGAACUCGAUCGAGCAGCUUUGUAUUCUCCUGAAUAUAUAGCGCAAAGUAUAGAACAUGAAGGAGUCUGCGAUGACCUUGCCAGCCUGGAUGAUCCUCAAAGCGGACAGGUCAGAUACGAUCAGAAGAGGGAGCACCUCAGUCUUCUUCACCAAAAGCAUCAGGAGGGUCUUUCACUGAAUCGUCAAAAGUACAUUCAUACAAAUAAAUACCAGGAAAAAUACGUACAGCUACAUAGGGAGGUCUUCUUCAUGAAUCUGAAACUUGAAGAGCAAGAACACACAGGAGCACAACCACCUCUGCCAAAACCUAGGCUAGUUCUAACGGGAGUCAAUACAUCUCCAUCAGAAGCCAAUCCUCCUCCAUUAAGGAAGUCUGCACAGCGGCAAGCACGACGCACUCAGUACAAAAGAUAUUUUGAUGAACUCGAAGAGCGGCAACAAAUCGGUAUCGCGAGGACACGACUCACUAACCAAAGACUGGAUCAGGAUAUGUUGACAAUGCAGGAAGGCAUGGGUGAGUUGCUCCAGAUACAUGAGAAGCUCCUUCAGUUACAUGGUGUGGAGAACGUGGAUGAGAUUAUCAACCUCUGCCCUGAAAGAAAAGAAAUCCAGACUUAG